CUCCACCCAGGUGAGCUCCUCGUCCCUCGGCUCCCCCACGGGACGCAGCUCCAUGGCCGCGCCCUCGCUGCACCCGUCCCUGGGGCCUGGCCUCGGCGCCUCGCUGGGCUCCCCAGGACAGCUGCCCUCACCCAUCAGCACGCUGAGCUCCCCUGUCAACGGCAUGGGCCCGCCCUUCUCGGUCAUCAGCUCCCCCAUGGGCCCCCACUCCAUGUCCGUGCCCACCACGCCCACCCUGGGCUUCAGCACCAGCAGCCCCCAGCUCAGCUCGCCCAUGAACCCCGUCAGCAGCAGUGAGGACAUCAAGCCCCCGCUGGGCCUCAAUGGUGUCCUCAAAGUCCCCGCCCACCCCUCAGGGAACAUGGCGUCCUUCACCAAGCACAUCUGUGCCAUCUGCGGGGACCGCUCCUCAGGCAAGCACUACGGCGUGUACAGCUGCGAGGGUUGCAAGGGCUUCUUCAAGCGCACGGUGCGCAAGGACCUGACCUACACCUGCCGGGACAACAAGGACUGCCUGAUCGACAAGCGCCAGCGCAACCGCUGCCAGUACUGCCGCUACCAGAAGUGCCUGGCCAUGGGCAUGAAGCGCGAAGCUGUGCAGGAGGAGAGGCAGCGGGGCAAGGACCGCAGUGAGGCCGAGGCGGAGCCCGCGAGCAGCGCCAACGAGGACAUGCCCGUGGAGAAGAUUCUGGAGGCCGAGCUGGCGGUCGAGCCCAAGACUGAGACGUACGUGGAGGCCAACAUGGGGCUGAACCCCAGCUCGCCCAACGACCCCGUCACCAACAUCUGCCAAGCAGCGGACAAGCAGCUCUUCACCCUGGUCGAGUGGGCCAAGCGGAUCCCGCACUUCUCCGAGCUGCCGCUGGACGACCAGGUCAUCCUGCUGAGGGCCGGCUGGAACGAGCUGCUCAUCGCCUCCUUCUCCCACCGGUCCAUCGCCGUGAAGGACGGGAUCCUCCUGGCCACCGGGCUGCACGUGCACCGGAACAGCGCCCACAGCGCCGGCGUGGGCGCCAUCUUCGACAGGGUGCUGACGGAGCUGGUGUCCAAGAUGCGGGACAUGCACAUGGACAAGACGGAGCUGGGCUGUCUGCGCGCCAUCGUGCUCUUCAACCCCGACUCCAAGGGGCUCUCGAACCCGGCCGAGGUGGAGGCACUGCGGGAGAAGGUGUAUGCGUCCCUGGAGGCCUACUGCAAACACAAGUACCCCGAGCAGCCAGGGAGGUUCGCCAAGCUGCUGCUGCGCCUGCCGGCCCUGCGCUCCAUCGGCCUCAAGUGCCUGGAGCACCUCUUCUUCUUCAAGCUCAUCGGGGACACGCCCAUCGACACCUUCCUCAUGGAGAUGCUGGAGGCCCCGCACCAGCUGACCUAGGCCCGCCCCGCCCCGCCUGCGCCCGGCCGUCUGGACCGUGGGCCCAGCCCGGUCACUGCUCAGCCUGAGACGCGCUGCGCCCCCUUGUCGUUCUCCGUACUGCUUGUCUCUGGACCCGGCAGGGCAGUCGCUUUCCCAGGGCGGCAGCCGGAGUGGCACGAACUGGUGUGACCCCAGCCAGGCCCUUUCCCGGGGGAGCCCCGGGGGGCACGUCGGGCCCUAGGCCCCAGCCAUGGAGCGUCAGCGGGCGGGAAGGGCCGCUGCUGUCUUCGGCGUUUCGGGCUGUUUGGAGUGACCCCCACCCCACUUUCCCUCCCGUCAGUGCUGGCGCCCGGCCAGCUCGGUCCCCGUCAGGACGAUGGGACAGGUGGGGGGCUGGCGUCUCGUUGCAGAAGACCGUACUUGCUCCCUGGGGAGACGAGGGGGCCCUGGGCAAGCGGGUGUCCCCUCCCUUCCGGUGAGGGGUGAGCAGCCCCCUUUUCCAAAGACAGCCCGCCCCCCAGCCGCCUGGCGCCAGAGCUGGCCCCGCGCAGGGUUCGGGGUCCCUCGAUCAAGCACGGCCUGCGGCCGGCCGCCCACCCGCCUUCUCCCUCUACCCACGUUGUCCUGUGUCAGCUUCCCCCACACGGUCGUGUGCUGCCCAGGUUCCAGGCGGCAGAGCCCUGGCCGCUCCAGCCCAGACCUCUUCAGUCUGUGAGGGGGCCGGGCUUGCCUCACGCCCCGGACGGCUGGCCUCCUGCUCUCGGCCUUCCCAGCGGGGCCCCUGCUGACCACUUGCGGGCAGAAGCCGUCCCCUGGGAGGCCCACGGAGUGGAGGGUAGGGAGCUGCUUCCCCAGACGCCGGUCCACCUGCGGCGCACCUUCCUGGGGAGGCCGAUGUGAGAGCCAGCGGGACUCGUGGGCACGGUGGGGAGGGCAGGUGGGGCCGCAGCCUGCAGUGCCCUCUGCGGCCUGGCUGACUGUCUGGAAGAUUCCUGGGGUCAGAAGCCGUUGAGUGCCAGCCUCCUGGGCCGGGGGCUGGACACCCUUGGGAGCGGCCACUCGCCGUUGUCUUUCCUGGGUGACAAGGCUUUGUGUGGGAGCGCCAUCUAACACCUGCCCUGGCUGAAGGCUCUGCGUUCAGCCCAGCACCCACUUUUCGGCCGGGCGCUCUGGGCCCGGGGUGGGGUCUGGCGGCCUGCACUGGCCCCUUUGCACUGUAAUCCCUGUGCUGAGUGCUUUCCGUUCCCACGCCUCACGCCCCCGAACCCAGCGUUCGUGAGUAGCAGGGGCCUACACAGGGGCAGCGAGGGGCGUGGGGAGGGGUCCUGUCUGCUCAGCCUGACAGCGUGCUCUGUAACGGGUGGUUCUCCCCUCCACCGCCCCUCCCUAGCAGCCCUGGAUGGGGUCGGGGGGCUGCCCCCCCCCAAGGUCUAUUUCCCCAGGCGGUGCAGGGGCUCUGUGAGACCCCCGGGGCUGGGCGGGCAGAGGCAGGCCUCCUGGCCUCUGGGGAGAUAGCAUCCUUCUUGACUCUCUAGUCCCCAGCCAAGCUGAGCGAACGAGGGGCCCCUGGGCAGAGGACAGGAUGACUCCCACAGACUCGCUUCCCCAGACGCCCCUGCCACGUGGGCCCUCCCCUUUGUCCAGGGCCUGGCGUGCCAGGGCCUCCCCCCAGGCUCUCCCUCAAAGUCUCGGCAGCCUCCGGGGACAUUGUGAUAGGCAGUGUCGCAGGCACUCUCAAGGCAUCCCCUUUGCCUCUCCCCCCGGAAGUGGGAAUAUUAAAUGGCCCCAUACCCAACACCCCUGGUGCCUUCUGCAGCCAGAUGCACCCCGCCAUUCAUGCCCAGCCCCUCCUGCUCCCCAGGCCCCCUGGGGAUGUGGGAGGCUCCAGUGCAGAAAUCCCAGGUCGAGGCCCUGGCUGGCAGUCCGUAAAGCGCCGAGGCCCCACCGGCCGGCCCAGCCCCUGCAGCCCCCUGCGCCGUGGCCGCAGGCUCCUGGCAGCUGUCCCUCCCUCGUCUCUUCGGUCUGCGGUCACCCUCGUCACACGCGCAGUGCUGUUUGAGCGACACGUGGGGAAGUGGCUCAUUACUCAGUAGAGAGAACGUGUUUAACCAGAUCUUCAGUAGCAUUGCCAAUCUGGUUCAAUUAAGGUGAUUUUUUUUUUGUAAUUAUUAUUAUUAUUACUUUGGUGGGACAAUCUUUAAUUUUCUAAAGAUAGCACUAACAUCAGCUUGUUAGCCACCCCAUGCUCGUCCCCGCCCCGGCCUGGCUGGACGACACCUGGGCCCCGGGCCUGCUGGCGCCUCGCAAGUUGCUCAGCAGCCACCCCCCUCCCCACACUUACAUCCAGACGGGGCUCCCGUGGCCGGGGAGUGAAGACGGCCGUGCCUGCGGUUGGAAAAUGUUGGCAGAGCCAGGCUCUGGCUUGCCUCCCCACCCUCGGAAGCUGGCUGGUCGGUGACAUUCACCGAGAUGGCCCCCAUGUCACCAACUGUCACCUGGAAGCACAUGGUCGGCGGGGAGGACGACCCCACACCCCGGGUUUCCCAAGCCUCGGCGUUCGCCAGGGCUUCGGGCCGCCGGGCCGCCGGGCCGGCGGUGAGUGCUCCAGGCCAGGCUGGGGCUUCCUCCACCGCGGGGCCUUCGGGGGCCCGGCCGGACCGUGCAGCCGGUGGGUCAUCGGCUGACGUGGUCCCCAUCACGGAAUUCGGGCGCGUGGCAUGGUCCCUGCCCACGCAGGUGUGCGUGUAAGACGCGUGUGCCGGACCGGAGCUGCACGGAACUGCACGGCGCACGGGCGGCAGGUCCCAGUGUUUUGUGUUUAUUUUUAAUCAAGACUAUUUUUUCCUGUUUUCCUAUAAAUUUGCUUCGUGUAAGCAAGUACAUAAGGACCCCUCCUUUGGUGAAAUCCGGGUUCGAAUGAAUAUCCACGCGAGGAGAUGCAUCUAUUUUAAGAUGCUUUGGCGCAGACAGCUUUAGCGGCUUCCAGCCCUUAGCCAUGCCUUAGCCGGGAUGCGUAGCUAACCCUUCAGGGGAUGACACAUACACAGAGAGUAAAGAUAAGAGAAAAUGUCUAAAGCAUCGGGAAAGGUAAAAAAAAAAAAAAAAAAAAAUCUAUUUUUGUACAAAUGUAAUUUUAUCCCUCAUGUAUACUUGGAGGGUGCGGCGGGGUGGGGGGACUGGUUCUGUUUCUGCUUCUAGAGAUCGAGGUCAGAGUGUCCUCGGUGACACGCCGGGACGCGAGGCGGCGGAGGACGGGGCUCCGGGGACCGGCUCGCGCGGCCCUGUGACAUCGCGGCUCAGAGCUUUCCCGCGGGGCCCGAAACGUUCGAGGCUUUUCUCCCCUCUCCGAGUAACACGACGGCCUCGCUCUGUUCUGCCCGUCGCCAGCAGCCUCCUGACUCUGACUCUGAAGUCACUUCCCCGUGCGACGUUCUGUGCGUCGGCCACAGGUGUCUGGGGUGACCGACAACGGUGUGCGAAUUGUGGAAAAGAAAAACCGUGAGGAGAAACAAAUAUGAGCGUUUAAAAAUA
Molecule: messenger RNA, 4885 nt
Organism: Pteropus alecto (black flying fox)
Lineage: Eukaryota; Metazoa; Chordata; Mammalia; Chiroptera; Pteropodidae
Gene: RXRA
Product: retinoid X receptor alpha
Exons: 9
Coding region: 53-1372 (439 amino acids)
Biological process (GO): positive regulation of transcription by RNA polymerase II; anatomical structure development; cell differentiation
Cellular component (GO): nucleus; RNA polymerase II transcription regulator complex
Molecular function (GO): retinoic acid-responsive element binding; nuclear receptor activity; nuclear steroid receptor activity
Source: RefSeq, a predicted model, not a curated record